AAAAAAUUUGGAGUUUUCUUUUCUUCCAAGUUUGUUAUCCCUUCUCCCGAUUCUUCGCAUUCAUAAGAACUGAAAGCAAACCGAUUCCGAUCGGAGUUUUGAGAUCUAUCGGAGAAUUCUCGGCAUGACAAAUCCCGAUAACCAGAAACCGGUUGAAGUUGCCGCCGACGUGGAGGCACCGGCGGAGACGACGGAGACUAAGACGUCGUCGUUUUCUGCGAUUACUCAGAGAUGGAAAAGGGAGGAUUUGAUAAAGAAAGCGUCUCCGAUUAUGAGAGGAGUGUGUCUCUUGUUCUCUCUCCUUGCAUUCAUUAUUAUGGUAUCUAAUAAACAUGGAUACGGCCGAAACUUCGACGAUUACGAAGAGUACAGAUAUGUAUUGGCGAUUGCGAUAAUUUCAACAUUAUACACUGCGUGGCAAACGUUUGCUCAUUUCUCGAAAAGGGAAUUCUUCGAUCGCCGGACUUCCAUCUUGCUCGAUUUCUCCGGCGACCAGAUUGUUGCGUAUCUUCUCAUAUCAGCUGCGUCUUCUGCAAUUCCAUUGACCAACAGAUUCAGAGAAGGUCAAGAUAACAUAUUCACUGAUUCCGCUGCUUCAGCUAUCAGCAUGGCUAUCUUCGCCUUCGUCUCUUUAGCUCUCUCUGCUCUCCUCUCUGGUUACAAACUCUCCACUCAUUCUUUUAUCUGAAUCCGCUUCAAGCCUCUCUCUGCAAUAUGUGCUUUCAAUCGUUUUUAUACCGUGGUCAUCUCUGCAAUACGUGUAAAUCUCAUUCUUUUAUAUGUGUUCAUAUAGCUGAUACUGAUCAAGACAGUACUGCUUCUGUUAUUCGCGUCUUUGAACUGUGUGUGUGUUAUUCUUUUGAUACAUUAUUAUACAAAGUGAAAACAUGUGAAAAUUGACUGGCUUUAUUCCA
Molecule: messenger RNA, 914 nt
Organism: Eutrema salsugineum
Lineage: Eukaryota; Viridiplantae; Streptophyta; Magnoliopsida; Brassicales; Brassicaceae
Product: CASP-like protein 4B1
Exons: 3
Coding region: 125-688 (187 amino acids)
Source: RefSeq, a predicted model, not a curated record